Molecule: messenger RNA, 4671 nt
Organism: Ceraceosorus guamensis
Lineage: Eukaryota; Fungi; Basidiomycota; Exobasidiomycetes; Ceraceosorales; Ceraceosoraceae
Exons: 1
Coding region: 96-4505 (1469 amino acids)
Source: RefSeq, a predicted model, not a curated record
GUCAAUGCUCUUGCCGUCUCGCACCCUUUAGCAAGCGCCGAGAGUCUGUUAUUUGCGCACAUACACGAGGUCGAGGAUCACCAUCGUCUUUAUCCAUGCCCACACCAUUUCCUGACCUACUCUCUCACCACCUUCUCCGCCCUCUCGAUCGCAUUCGGUCUUCUUCGUUGUCCCUUGGUGCUCACUGCUCUUGCCCAACUCAUCCGGUCUCUUCUUCUCAUCCAUAUCCUCUUAGCCGCAGAUCGACGAAGCCAAUCACCUCGACCGACGUCGCCGCUUGCUCAAACUCAUAUCACGAUCGACCAAGUCACGACACUCUUUCAACUCUUCACAAGCGCAGUAUCCCCCCGACGACUUUUAUGCAUUGUAAGUCUGCUAUAUCCACACAAAUCCAGGUCUUCUACGCCCAGACUGGCUCAACAGUCAGACAACCCGAUCGCGCUCGCAGUGAACUUCCGAUGGUCCAACCAAACGGGCCGUUAUGGCUCCUCGACGCCAAGCACUUCUUCGACAAUGUCUACUCCAUUCAUCCCCUCUCUCGUCGGUCAGCCACGGCAGGCACCGCGGCCAGUGCCUCGUCAAAUACCACCCUUAGUGGCGCGUCUACAUCCAGCUUGGCCAUUCUCGCCGUCGGCUUGGGAGCCUUGAUAGUUGCGCUUGGCCUGGGAGGCUACGUUCUCAUUCAGUACCGCAAGCGAAGAUUAGCACGUGGCACUACCAAGAGCAAGUUGAAUGUUAGCGCGCCGACACUAAAGUUUGCGCCUCGUCAUGCCGUAGCCAACGGCGUGGAUCUCAAGGACAUCUCAGAGAACCAGCGAAGGGUGAUUGGAACGCGUGGGGUCAGACCGAUGGCUGUUGUAGAGCCACUUGGUCCCUCGGUGCAUGGGCCAGACAGCAGUCGGUGGGAUUUGGGAGGAUACUCUACCAGUACCAGCUCCGGCGGCAGCUCGGGUCCUAUGCCGGCCAGCUCGUCCGCAGGGACACGCCGACGCUCACACAGCGCACCGCGCCGUAGAGACACGGAGAGCCCUCCGCCCGCUCUGCCCGAGCUGCCUAUCGCCAUUGUCAAGAAUCAGAUGGGAGAGGUGCCCGCACAUAUGCGGACAGCACGAGUCAACAGGGUCGCCAUUCCUAGCACGCUCAUACGUUCGCUGGGCGACCUGCCCACGCUACCUCGCCCUGCACUGGACAUCUCUUCCGACGCCGAAUUUGACCGUGAACCUGGCGCGCAGGCACUCGGGGAGCAGAAUCGAGCCGACGAGGGCAGCUACACUCCAGUCUUGGCCCUUGCGGCGGAUCUCGAGAAGCGCGAGAGCCCGGAAGGCGGCAUCGCAAAGGGUGGUAUCAAGCUGGACCUCGAAGAUGAGCUGGACUUUGAGAUCGAACGGUCAAUGUGGCUUGCGACCACGCUGCAGAAUGCAUUCUCUGGUCGCAACACCCGCUCGUCUCCAGACAUGGAAGCUGCGAGACAGCCGUCCCGCACAUCUGUAGCAGCGUCCAGCGCCCUGUCUCGCAGCCGCACAUCCGUCAUUUUCCAACAGAUCACCGGGCACUUUGAUUCAAGCAAGCCGCCUGUCAUGUCAAUGACCAGCCUCGCGCCAUCUAGAGAUGCUCUCCCACCGAUGCCAAGCCGUUCAGACAUGAGUCUGACACCAAUGGCAGAAGCACCAUUCAGGCCCUCGAUCGACUCGCGCACGUCUCGCGGUGGAACCACGUCUACGGGAAGCAGUGUCUACAUGUCCGCGGGCGAAUCUAACAGAACUUUCCGUCACGACUCCAACCCGGAAGCUCUUCCGCCUCUCCCUUCGCUCUCCACAUCCCAAUUUGGCGUCCGUGGUCCGCACCAGGGCAAUUAUGCUCGAUCUGCUGCAGGACAAGGUGUGUCUGCUAUCGGCCUGCCCAUGACAAAGCUGCCAUCCUUGACCUCGAAUGGUAGCUCUAGCGUGGCGCACGUGCCUGGAGCCUUCCGACCAUUAAGUCUCGGCCUUGGCAAGAGCAGCAGCAGCAAGUCAAGCCUCUCCCUAGGCGCUGCCAUCUUUUCAGAAGCUCGAUCAUCUGUCUGGCACGGCUCAAAUGCGAGCGGCAGCGAGGGAAGUCUCGUCGAUGCGAGCCUGACGGUGGUACCCACCAUGGGUGGUGUAGCGACAAUCGCGCGAUCCGAAUCUGACAACUCUGCUACGCUUUCCAGCGUCGAGACCAGACCGAGCGAAGACAUCAGCGGAAGCACCACCGCGCAUGCAAAUACGUUCUACAGCACUCCCCCGAGCUCGACGCACUCAGCAAGCUCGGAUUCCGAUGAGGAGAACGAUCUGAACGGUGCAGUCGUAACACAAGCGGCCAAGAGCGUUGCCAUCUCCAAGAUCGCACCGUCCGGAGGUCCUCGACGUGUACCUGUACCUGCAGCUGACCCUCGGAAACCUUUGCCGCUGAUUUGCGAAGACCCGGAGCCUGUCAAUUUAUCUGCGAAGAGGCCAUCAGCGAUCAUCAUCUCCAACAGCGACGAUGCUCGAUCGAGCUUGGAUACACGCAGUAGAACCAGUAUCAGCGCCCCGCAACCCAGCGCUCUGCCGAACAUGGUACCCUUCAUGACGCCGUAUCAUCGGGCAUUCUUCCCCGACGAGCCCACGGAAGCAUCCGCUGCUUCGUCGAGCUCAGUCGACGUCAAUGCUCUGAAAGUUCACCAUUCUGGCGAGGCAAGUGCUUCUCGUUCUAGCUUUAGCAGCUCCAUCUCGCCCCCUGCUAGUCCGCUCUUGGCUCAGCUUGGAAAUGAAGGCUUCCUACCAACGAGUCCAGCCAAUGAAAAGCAAUCCUUUGGCAGUUCCUUGGUUGCGCGUCUCAAGCGAGGCCGAGCACCUUCCAGUUGCCCACCUCCUCAACCUCGUGAGAGCAUCAAUGUCGCUCCAAGCAUCAGCAAGGUGAUGGAGCAGCAAGCAAGAGCGCAGGAGGAAGCAAGGCUAAGCAGCGCCGUGGUCUGCACUCCGAAACUCUCGCCCAAGCCCGACUUCUCACCAGCAAAUAGCAGCCCCUACACUCGCGAAGAGUGGGCUGUAUCGACGAGCGACUCCCCGGAUGCUCGAGCAGCCGCGGUCUCCUUCAUGCUCCGUCCCUCCAUCGAAAGUCUGAAUCGGACGAGAGCUCAGCAGAGAUCCAGCUUUUCACGCCACGACGCGAACGUGCUCGAACGGGCGGGCUUGGGCAUUGAUGAGCUUGCAGUAUCCAGGUCCAGUGUCCACUCCGGGCGCACCUCUAGCACGUCCCGGGCCAGGCCAGAAAGCGAAGUCAUUUCAACGGCGUCGCCCAUCAUGCAGCCGGCUAAGUGGGAGGCAGAGCAGGGAAUUACUGGCAUUCAAAGACCACUUCCAGCGAUCUCUCCGUCGGAGCUGAGUGUUAGUUUAGCUGCAGAGCAUCCUAGUACGGGCCGCAUGAGCCCCCUGGCUACCUUUCAAUCACGCUUCUCGGACUCGCUCUCGCGCCGUCCCAGUCUUGUCGCCGCUACGCCGGUCUCGGCCACUUCACCAAACAUGUCAUCGUCAGCGCUCUCGCCACGCACUGCGACCAACGGCGCGACAUGGAGCUCCAGUCCUCAGCAGAAUACGACAUCGCGACAGAGCGCCCUUCUCGCGAGCCCUCGUUCCGAUUAUAAUGCAGACACCAUAUCCAUCACCAGCUCUUGUGUGACAGGUGGAACGGACGCUAUUGGAGAGGCGCUCGAAGAUGCACAGCAUCACCGUGCACGUCUUUUGCAACGGGUGCAGCAGAAUGCUGCGCUGGAUCGCAAGAAUGCCUCCACCAGCUUGGCACUCCGCAAUGUUGCCACGUCGAUGCCCCCGUCUCAAUCGUCGUUGUCAUCUCGUAAACCAUAUCAUCUCAGUGUCGCAGUGUCGAGCAGCGCUUUGCCUACCAACACCCUGGUCGCGCCCUUGACACCACCACUCACACCACAAGACCCGCUGACUACGAGCACGUCGGCAUCGACGAUGAAGCCUUCAGGACCGCCACCAGUGCCGUCUCUUCCCGAGCCUGCGCAUCUGCACGGAUCACGCGCAAGCAACAGCCCCGCGACAGACUGGUCAAGCGCCAGUGGAGGUGGGACAAAGAGCAGCAAACUGCGCCCAUUGAGCCUGAUGGCCACAGCCUCGGUGUUGGACGCGACCUCCUUUAGCAAUUUCGGCAUGCCCGCAUCGUUCCCGGCAGGCGUUACCUCUGCAUCUUCCUCUAGCGGCUCCCUGUCUUCUCAGAUCACCUCGAUGCCCGUAGCCAAGCGCACCGGAAGUCGAGGUGGUGUGCUUCCCGUUGCAACCGACGCCGCUUCCCCUAGCUUCUUCUCCAACAGGUCCGAAUCUUCGCCCAGGCCUCCUUCCACAUUCUUCCCUCGCGAUGAUCCGAACGGCCCGCCAGCGUUUGCUAGCCCCACCCCAUCGAGCACGAUCGGAGCUCGCUCUCCAAAUUCUUCUGUCCCCCCCGUCCGAAGCUUUCCGGAUAGCAUACAAAGCGUCACUGCUUGAUGCUACUCGACUCUAGUUUGUAGCCCAGUAUAUCGAUGAACCGCACGAAGUACGACUGAUCUCGGACCAGACGCAUUAUCCAUAUCACCUUACCAUCCUUACUGUACUGCCAUGUUGCGCCUUACCUGCCCACGACCGAAUAUAUGUGCUAGUGAAUCACCACGAC